UGUAACACCUCAUCGGGCCAUGGCGGCUCCACUGCAGCGCGGCACCGGCUCCGCGCCAGCCCUGCCCGUGCGGGCCCGGGGAGCUCGGCGCUGCAGGCCGGAGGAGGCAGGGCAGCGCUGCCCCGGCUGGGUGAUGGCGGAGGGGGGAACAGCCCAGGAGAGGCAGAGAAGGAAAACAACAAAGAGCCAUGUGACGGGGAGCGGCGGCCGCGCUCCCCCCGGCGCACCCGCUCCGGGCGGGGAGGUGGCGGCGCCGCCCGGCCCCUCCCGCGGCCACCGCUGCUGGUUCUCCCCGUCCCCUACCACAGCCCGGGCUUUAAUAUUUUUGUGCAUUUUCUUUUUUUCCCCCGCUCGGGACGCGGAGCGCCGGGAGGCAGCGGGGGGAGAGCCUGCCGCGCCACCGCCCAGCACUGAGGAGAACGCGGCGCAGAAGGGAAGGAGAAGCCAUGAUGGCGGCUGCCCUCACACAACACGGAGCGCGACCGGGAGCGCCGUGCCCGCCGCCGGCCGCCCCUCCCGCCGCCCGGGACACGGUGCUGCCGCAGCCUUUCACAUAAUAAACCCACCAGAAUUCGGCGGGGAGGCCAUUUUCGUGGGCUGGGUGGCGGCACUAAAGCACAACUGCUGUGAAUAUCAACUGCGUCACGGCUCUCCAUCUGUAACACUCAGGCUGCAAAGGGUCCCUCACUUGGAAGGAAACUCCCUCAUUUUGGAUAUACUUCCAGACCUCCUUUUUCCCCCCUACUCUCCAAGUCACUGCCUCUCGGUAUGAAGGAUUUUACAGUGCUUUCUAGGGAGACAUCCGCCAUUAAGACUCACCGUCGUGAAAAACACCCCCCCAUUUUGUUGCCUGUUUUUUGUCGAGCUUCUGUAAUUAGACGGAUAAAACAUGUAAGGGAUCCCUACCACCACCACCGCCUUCUCGCCUUUUUUAACAUCAACCUCACUAACAUCUUACUGUUCGCAGGCAGAUUUUUUAUUUUUUUUGGUGCUUACAAAAUAACAGCCACGUAAUGCCUGCAAUGGAUUCACAGCGUCUCUCCGUACAAAAAAAAAAACCAAACUAAACCCACCCAGGGUUGAGGACGACCAAGAGCUUUGUGCAGAAAGAGAAAUCAAAUCCCUCCCUGAAAAGAGACGUUUCAGAGGCACUGUUAGAUGUUUCUGAGGAAAAGGAGAUCGCCACCGCUUUCAGACGACCAUUGGGAUCCUUCCACCCAGGACAAUACCAUUAGCUACAGGCCUGGGCUAUUUGUUCCUCUGCAAGGGCAAAAGGGUUUACUUACCCGCACACCAUAGUUGAAUGCAGCUCUGAAGGUGAAGUUGUUACUCUUUUUUAAAAUAAUGGCUAUAAAUAUAUAUAUGAUCUGUAUCACCA
Molecule: messenger RNA, 1378 nt
Organism: Parus major (Great Tit)
Lineage: Eukaryota; Metazoa; Chordata; Aves; Passeriformes; Paridae
Exons: 2
Coding region: 20-772 (250 amino acids)
Source: RefSeq, a predicted model, not a curated record